This is a messenger RNA of Trichoderma asperellum CBS 433.97, 381 nucleotides long. The record is from RefSeq and is a predicted model, not a curated record. Lineage: Eukaryota; Fungi; Ascomycota; Sordariomycetes; Hypocreales; Hypocreaceae.
UUAAAAUCCGGCACUAGGGACUAUGGAUUGUCAAGACGAGAGUGUCUCAUUUCAAGUUCACGUUCUUUUCUUAGGUAUUACGCUCAUCCAUAUGCCCCGUUUCAUCGAGUUUUAUGGUAUCACUGCUCGAUGGACCUGUGGGUGAUAGCUUCAAGGAACUGUCUGAACUAUGUAGGGAAACGCCCUACGUCUUUGUUGUUUGCUGGCCUUGCCUUAGCUUGCCUCGGAAUCCAACUUCACCAAGGCAAUCAAGCACAGCAGAAGAUGUAUCCCAGGCCGAUGAUGAGCCAAUCCGCUCUUCAUAACGUAAUACGCUCAAAAGAUUACAUUAUGACGUAGCACAGCAAGACACGGCACGAGGAGACACCGUCAUACCUCUCU